Messenger RNA from Purpureocillium lilacinum, 816 nucleotides. The record is from RefSeq and is a predicted model, not a curated record. NCBI's taxonomy places the organism in Eukaryota, Fungi, Ascomycota, Sordariomycetes, Hypocreales, Ophiocordycipitaceae.
AUGGCGGAUACGUCCCCGGCUGAGAGGCCCGAGGCGCGCGACAGGCCGGCGACGAGGGUGCCGACGCGCCGCAAGCCGAGAGAUGGCAUUGCGACGGCCAACGGCAAGUCCAACGAGGAGUUUCUCGAAGAAUUCAUACAUCCAAGGUGCAAACUUUUACGCCUCACAGAUAUGGAUGACCGCUGGCCAACGUGGCGGCACCCCAAGACGGGCGCCGAGUAUACGCUCGGCCUGUUACAACCGCGGGACAUGACUGACGAGGAGCUGGAUGCCUGCUUUGACCUGGUAGAAAAGACGAGCGGCGAUGACUAUCGCAGCUCCUCGGUCGGGUGGCACCCGGCGGCCAAGAAGAAGGAGAUGCGGCUCCCGGACCUGCGGUACAUCCUCGUCAAGGACAGCAUUGGGCAAAUACGUGGAUUCACGUCCAUGAUGCCGACGUACGAGAACGGCGAGCCGGUAGUCUACUGCUACGAGAUCCAUCUCGAAGACGAGCUCACCGGUCUGGGGAAGCAGCUCAUGGGCCACCUCAUCGCGGCGGCAGAGGGCAUCCCCUCGGUGGACAAGGCGAUGCUGACGUGCUUCGCGAGCAACGCGCGCGCGAGGGCGUUUUACGAGGGGCUCGGGUUCGGGCUGGACGAGUCGUCGCCGCGGGAGAGGAGGCUGCGGGGCGGCAAGGUGGUGGUGCCCGACUAUGUGAUCUUGAGCCGCGGGACGGCGUGGGCGCGGGCCAGUGCGCGGACGCGGACGCGGCGCGGCGGGCCUGGGGAUGAUGCUGAUGAUGUCGGCGAGGGAGAGGAUGGUGUUGCGGGACGUUGA